UGACCGGUUUGGGCCGCCCCGCCUGGCUCUGCUGGGAGGAGCCGCCGUCAGUCGGGGCCUCGGUCCCUCCCUCGGGACUCCCGCGCGUCCGGACCCGAGGGCCGAGAGGGAGCGCGAGCCGGCAGGCGGCCGUCGGGGCAGGGCGCCCGCAGGGAUGGGGGGCGAGCGGCAGCAUUACUACGGGAAGCACGGAACACCACAGAAGUAUGACCCCACCUUCAAAGGACCCAUUUACAACAGAGGCUGCACAGACGUCAUUUGCUGUGUGUUCCUCCUCCUGGCCAUUGUGGGCUAUGUGGCUGUAGGCAUCAUAGCUUGGACUCACGGGGACCCGCGAAAAGUGAUCUACCCCACUGAUAGCCGAGGCGAGUUCUGCGGGCAGAAGGGCACGAAAAAUGAGAACAAACCCUUCCUGUUUUAUUUCAACAUUGUGAAGUGUGCCAGUCCCCUGGUCCUGCUGGAAUUCCAGUGUCCCACCCCCCAGAUCUGCGUGGAGAAAUGUCCUGACCGUUACCUCACCUACCUGAACGCUCACAGAUCCCAGGACUUUCAGUACUACAAGCAGUUCUGUGUGCCUGGCUUCCAGAACAACAAGGGUGUGGCUGAGGUCCUCCGAGAUAGCGACUGCCCCGCCGUCCUCACCCCCAGCAAACCCCUGGCCCGGCGGUGCUUCCCAGACAUCCACAGCCACAAGGGGGUCCUCAUGGUGGGCAACGAGACAACCUAUGAGGAUGGGCAUGGCUCUCGGAAAAACAUCACAGAGCUGGUGGAAGGCGCCAAGAAGGCCAAUGGAGUCCUGGAGGCCCGGCAGCUGGCCAUGCGGAUAUUUGAAGAUUAUACAGUCUCCUGGUACUGGAUUAUCAUAGGCCUGGUCAUCGCCAUGGUAUUGAGCCUCCUGUUCAUCGUCCUGCUCCGCUUCUUGGCUGGCAUUAUGAUCUGGGUGAUGAUCGUCAUGGUGAUUUUGGUUCUAGGCUACGGAAUAUUUCAUUGCUACAUGGAGUACGCUCGACUGCGUGGCGAGGCCGGCUCUGACAUCUCCCUGGUGGACCUUGGCUUCCAGACGGACCUCCGUGUGUACCUGCACUUGCGGCAGACCUGGAUGGCCUUCAUGAUCAUUCUGAGCAUUCUCGAGGUUAUUAUCAUCUUACUGCUCAUCUUCCUACGGAAGAGAAUUCUCAUCGCCAUUGCACUCAUUAAAGAAGCCAGCAGGGCUGUGGGAUACGUGAUGUGCUCCUUGCUGUACCCGCUGGUCACCUUCUUCCUGCUGUGCCUUUGCAUCGCCUACUGGGCUAGCACUGCUAUCUUUCUGUCCACUUCCAACGAAGCUGUCUAUAAGAUCUUCAAUGACACCGCUUGCUCAGUUGCUGGGAAAACCUGUAACCCUGAGACCUUCCCCUCCUCCAAUGAAUCCCGCCUGUGCCCUGGAGCCCACUGCCAGUUCGCCUUCUACGGUGGUGAGUCGACUUACCACCGGGCCCUGCUGGGCCUGCAGAUCUUCAAUGCCUUCAUGUUCUUCUGGCUGGCCAACUUCGUGCUGGCGCUGGGCCAGGUCACGCUAGCUGGUGCCUUCGCCUCCUACUACUGGGCCCUGAACAAGCCGGAUGACCUGCCUGCCUUCCCACUCUUCUCUGCCUUCGGCCGGGCGCUCAGGUACCACACAGGCUCUCUGGCCUUCGGCUCCCUCAUUCUGGCCAUCGUGCAGACCAUCCGAGUGAUACUCGAGUACUUGGAUCAGCGCCUGAAAGCUGCGGAGAACAAGUUUGCAAAGUUCCUCAUGACCUGUCUCAAAUGCUGCUUCUGGUGCCUGGAGAAAUUCAUCAGAUUCCUCAACAGGAAUGCCUACAUCAUGAUUGCCAUCUACGGCACCAACUUCUGCACCUCAGCCAGAAACGCCUUCUUCCUGCUCAUGAGAAACAUCAUCAGGGUGGCUGUCCUGGACAAAGUUACCGACUUCCUCUUCCUGUUGGGCAAACUUCUCAUCGUGGGUAGUGUGGGGAUCCUGGCUUUCUUCUUCUUCACCCACCGAAUCAGGAUCGUGCAGGACACAGCACCACCCCUCAAUUAUUACUGGGUCCCUAUACUGACGGUGAUCAUUGGCUCCUACCUGAUUGCCCACGGCUUCUUCAGCGUCUACGGCAUGUGUGUGGACACACUGUUCCUCUGUUUCUUGGAGGACCUGGAGAGGAACGAUGGCACCGCUGAGAGGCCUUACUUCAUGUCUCUCACCCUUAAGAAGCUUUUGAACAAGACCAACAAGAAGCCAGCGGAGUCCUAAAGGCCCCGCCCUCCUACCCCUCCCAGGAAGUCUCACAAUGGGUGCUUGGCAGCUGGGUCAGAACCCCCAGCCCAUCGGGCUGACCUGAAGUCCUAUCACUGCCGCCCCCUUCCUGCCCCUCCCCAUCAUCCAGUUACCACCAGUUUCCGGGAACCUGGAGGGUUUGUGGGAUCUCCUCCCUAUGCCAAGGGCCAGUACGUGUUUUCACGGCCGCCCCCACCCCACCCCACUACCCAAGACUGUGCGAUGAGUCUCUCCAGCCCCCACUGGCCCGGAUGAGAAGCCCAGCGAGGCUUCUUGAUGUCUGACAUGCAAGGGCCCUCUGCGGGCUGCCCGCUGCUUCCUGUCCCCCUCUUAUGACAAGACAGCGUUUGUGUCUGCAGCAGCGGUGGCCACAGGAAGGCCACCUUUCACUUGCGUCUGCUCCGGCCAGGAUGCCAGGACCCUUCUCCGGGGCUGAACAACUGGCUACCGGCUGCUGCAGGCAUUUAUUAUUAUUUUUUUAACCUGGACAUGCGUUAAAGGGUCUGUUAGCUUUUUUUCUGUCAUCACGGCUGACAUGGGGACACGGAGGAAUGCUUUCCGAUGUCCCCUCCUCGGGUAUGGCUGGGGUGGGGGGUGGGGUGCCAGGUAGGGGUGUCUCCUGGCUGUCCGGGGUGGGAGGCUGGGAUCAAGCUGGUGUGGAACAGGGGGGAGGAGGUCGCUAAUAGCGGCUUAAUGGAAACCGGCUGGCUGGCAGGUUGGGCUGAAUCUCGCCGUCCCCCGCUGCCCUUCUCUGCCAGUUAUUGACACAGCUCUCUUUGUAAGAGAGAAAAGAAACUGAAUCCACCCAAGGGAUGAUUUCAGAGGAAGUGGGGAGAUGGGCAGAUGCCCUAGGCAAAUGAGGGGACCCCCCCCCGCCGCCCAGUCACCUCACCUUGAGGAUCCUUUUGCCAAAUUUGUUAACUCGGGGGGAACGGGUGUGCUGGUUCCCCCUUCGCCAUAUCCCAAGCCCCCCCCCCCCCCCCCCGGACCCCCCCCCGCCGCCCAGUCACCUCACCUUGAGGAUCCUUUUGCCAAAUUUGUUAACUCGGGGGGAACGGGUGUGCUGGUUCCCCCUUCGCCAUAUCCCAAGCCCCCCCCCCUCCCCACAAUCCAAUCCAGGAUCCCAAUCCGGGAUCUGGAGAAAUCCCAGCCUGGGGUUUCUGUCUCCGGUGCCUGCCACCCCCUCCCCCAUUCUGUCCGUACACCCCUACUUGUAACUGCAUUCCAACCACUAAUAAAGUGCCUAUUGUACAGAG
This is a messenger RNA of Physeter macrocephalus (sperm whale), 3555 nucleotides long. It is a transcript of the gene SLC44A2, whose product is annotated as solute carrier family 44 member 2 (CTL2 blood group). The transcript is spliced from 22 exons. Bases 155 to 2275 code for a protein of 706 amino acids. Lineage: Eukaryota; Metazoa; Chordata; Mammalia; Artiodactyla; Physeteridae. Gene Ontology annotation, molecular function: transmembrane transporter activity. Gene Ontology annotation, biological process: transmembrane transport. The record is from RefSeq and is a predicted model, not a curated record.